AUGUUAGAUAAUUCGAACGAAGAUCAAACGAGUACUUCGAGUAUAGUACAAGAAGGUAAUAUGAGCGCUGGCACAGCGUCAUUAGAACGUGAGUUAACAAGUACGCGACGGCUAUUGUGGGGGAACAAUGUCAAAGAAGACGUGUUUAGACGAUGGGCACAGGGCUUUCAAUUUAGUACUGACGAACCAAGUGCUCUCAUCCAGCAAGAAGGAGGACCAUGCGCUGCUAUUGCUCCUGUUCAAGGCUUUCUGCUAAAAAUUCUUCUCUCAGAGACUCCAGGUCACACUUUACAUGACUUGACCUCGGAGAAGUGCAAUUCUCUUUUGGUUAGGGCUGUGUGUAUGAUAUUAAGCCAGUGUUUAGCUGCUAAAUACAAUGUUGCAGUUUACCGCAAAGGUGAGGCAGGAACAGAAGGCAGUUCCAGUGUGAAUGUCAGUGUAGAUGAACAGUCUUUUGAUGCUAUUGAAAACUUUCAUAGAAGACUAGAAGUACAUACAUUUCAAACAUUAUCUGAAGUAGAAUCUUUUUACAAUCGAAAUAUCCGAAUUCUAAAGGAUAAAUAUGGUGUUCUGCUUUUAUUGUAUAGUGUCAUUCUUAGCAAAGGUUUAGAAACUGUAGAGGCUGAACUAUCAGAACUAUCAGAUCCAUUAAUUCAUUCAACCUAUGGAUAUGGAUCACAAGGACUAAUAAAUCUAAUGUUAACGGGACGGGCUGUGGCCCACGUCUGGGAUCAUGAUCAAGUUGUGGGUGGACUUCGUUUAAGAGGAAUUGAAAGGCAAAAUGAUAUUGGUUUUCUUACCAUAAUGGAACAUAUGCAAUAUUGUACAGUUGGCUCAUUUUAUAAAAAUCCAAAGCAUCCUGUUUGGGUGUUAGCUUCCGAAACCCAUUUGACUGUACUUUUCUCUAUGGAAAGACGCCUUGCUGCACCAGAAACGGCAGGAGAGUCCGCUGAGCGUAUAUUUAGAUCUUUUGACCCUGAAGGUAAUAAUUUCAUACCAUCAGCUGCCCUUCAAGAUGUUUUAUGUGCAGCAGAUCUUGUCAGUGAACCAGAAUAUGUGGAAUUAAUGAGAAGGAAGCUUGACUCAGAGAAUCUAGGAAUAAUAUUGUUGAGUGCAUUUAUGGACGAGUUUUUUCCUGGCUGUGAGCGUGGUGCACCAGACACAUUCACAUUACACCACUAUAAUGGUCUAUCUCGAAGCAACCCUGGAGGCAGAGUAGUUUACAGAACUGGAAGAGCUGCAUUGCUUGAGUGUCCAAUGCGAGCCGCAACUACAGACCCUAUGCUUACCUGUCUACAGACCAAGUGGCCUAGCAUUGACAUUGUGUGGGAUGAUGGGCACUCACCCUCCUUAAAUUAG
Molecule: messenger RNA, 1359 nt
Organism: Pieris macdunnoughi
Lineage: Eukaryota; Metazoa; Arthropoda; Insecta; Lepidoptera; Pieridae
Source: the annotation of a GenBank genome assembly